Messenger RNA from Bombina bombina (fire-bellied toad), 918 nucleotides. Its product is annotated as olfactory receptor 1361-like. Gene Ontology annotation, biological process: G protein-coupled receptor signaling pathway. Lineage: Eukaryota; Metazoa; Chordata; Amphibia; Anura; Bombinatoridae. Gene Ontology annotation, cellular component: membrane. The transcript has a single exon. Gene Ontology annotation, molecular function: olfactory receptor activity; G protein-coupled receptor activity. The coding region runs from base 1 to 918 and encodes 305 amino acids. The record is from RefSeq and is a predicted model, not a curated record.
AUGAACCGAAGCAACAUCACACACUUUGUCCUGUUUGGUUUUUCAGAUCUAUCAGACAAACAAUUAAUGCUCGCUAUUAUAUUUCUUGUUGUCUAUCUAAUUGCACUGACUGGAAAUGUAAUAAUUAUCUUACUGGUAAAAUGUGACUCUAAACUCCAUAACCCAAUGUACUUUUUCUUGGGAAACUUGUCCUUUAUUGACAUCUGCUUUAUCUCCACUACACUCCCAAAAUUUUUAGUUAACUAUUUUUCAAGCAGAACCACAAUUUCUGUAACUGCUUGUAUUACUCAGAUGUAUUUCUUUUUCUUUAUUGGAAAUACCGAGAUUCUCCUAAUGACAGUGAUGGCUCUGGAUCGGUAUGUCGCCAUCUGCAAGCCACUGCAUUACACUGUUGUUAUGAGCUGGAAGACUUGCUACAUGCUGCUUAUCUCUUGUUGGGCGACAUCUUCUCUUCAUUCACUCAUUUAUAGUCUUAUGACAUCAAGGUUAUCAUUUUGUGGUUCAAACAUUGUGAGACAUUUCUUCUGUGAUAUUCCUCCAAUUCUUCAGAUAACUUGCUCAGACAUUUCUGUGUUCAGACUUGUAAUUUACACAGAAGGAACACUGAUGGUUGGAGGGACCUUUGUAGCAAUACUGAUGUCCUAUGUAUACAUCUUUAUAACCAUAUUAGGUGUUUCCUCUUUGGUCCAUCAAAGGAAAUUGUUCUCCACUUGUUCUUCUCAUCUGACUGUUGUUUGUCUUUUGUAUUGCACUGAUUUGUUCACGUACAUGAGGCCUUCACUGAGUUCCAACUCAUUGUAUAACCAAGUAGUGAGUGUCAUGUACACCGCUAUAACACCAAUGGUUAACCCAUUCAUUUACAGCCUAAGAAACAAUGAUGUUAUACAAGCCUUUAAAAGGCUCAAUGGUAGUAAAUAA